GUUUCACCCUCACCAAAUAAGCCGGAGAACAGUGACAGAGAGAGAGAGGGCGGAUCGAGUGGGAAGUGUCUCUGACACUCACUCAAACAGUUGUACAAGUUGAAGCUUAUAGCAGCAAAGAGAAGGUCAUGGAGCCCGAACAGAUCAGAGAAGGAUACCUUGUGAAAAAGGGUACAGUGCUAAACUCCUGGAAGGCAGUGUGGGUGGUGCUGUCAGAAGAUGGGUUGGAGUUCUAUAAAAAGAAAACUGACCGCUCUCCGAAAGGAAUGAUUCCACUAAAGGAAGCUAUGCUCACCAGUCCCUGCCAGGACUUCAACAAGAGAACGCUGGUUUUCAAGAUAACUUCAGAGAAAAAGCAGGAUCACUUCUUCCAAGCUUCACAUGUUGAGGAGAGAGAGUUUUGGGUCAAGGACAUCAAGAGGGCCAUCACCUGCCUACAGGGAGGAAAGAAGUUUGCCAGGAAGUCCACAAGACGUUCCAUCCGCCUGCCCGACAAAGUCAACCUGACUGAGCUGUACACACUGAUGAAGGACCAGGAUGAUGGAGUGAGAGAGCUAAAACUGGAGCAGGAGAAUCGUGUCUUCAACCACUGCUUCACUGGUGCAACAGUGAUAGAGUGGCUAAUCUCAAAGAACAAAGUGAGAAACAGACCAGAGGCCCACAUGUUAGCAAUAGGACUCAUGAACGAGGGUUUUCUUCAGCCUGCCAGCGACCUGUCAAAAGAGGCUGCAGAGAGUGGAGAGCAAACAGCCUUCUUAGAUCAGACAGAAGCACUAUAUUACUUUGCGGACAGCGGGUUCUUCUGCGAAGGCUACUCCAGUGAUGAAGAUGUGCUUUUGAAAGAAGAGUUCAGAGGAAACAUCAUAAAACAGGGCUGUUUACUCAAACAGGGUCACAGGAGAAAAAACUGGAAGGUGCGAAAGUUCAUACUGAGAGAUGACCCUGCAUAUAUGCACUAUUACGACCCUACAAAGGGUGAUGACCCUCUAGGCUCGAUCCAUCUCCGUGGCUCUGUUGUCACAGCUGUGGAGUCUGUGCCUGACGCCAAAAAAUACGACAUUGAUGGCAACCUGUUUGAGAUCAUAACCUCCGAUGAGACUCACUACUUCUUCCAAGCUGCUACAGCCGAAGAGAGAAAGGAGUGGAUCAAAGCAGUACAGGCAGUGUCAAAGAGUGGAAAAUAACAAGAGCAGCUGCUGAGUAUGUGACACACGAGUCAACUUAACGUAUUUAAACUGUUAUCAUAAAAGUGCUGUCUCAUUCACAUCAUCAACUAAUUUUAGAUUAUUUUUUUUUUGCUAAUUGAAGAAAAAUAAAAGUCACGUUGUCAAAG
Notolabrus celidotus (New Zealand spotty) is the source of this 1333-nucleotide messenger RNA. It is a transcript of the gene plek, whose product is annotated as pleckstrin. The transcript has 10 exons. The coding region runs from base 129 to 1184 and encodes 351 amino acids. Gene Ontology annotation, cellular component: plasma membrane. The record is from RefSeq and is a predicted model, not a curated record. Gene Ontology annotation, biological process: actin cytoskeleton organization; intracellular signal transduction. NCBI's taxonomy places the organism in Eukaryota, Metazoa, Chordata, Actinopteri, Labriformes, Labridae.